AUGGGGAAUCUGAUGUGGGCGGGGGCUAAGAGAAUCACUGGAAUGGGGUCUGAACUAGAAGUAGAGGCGGAAGCUCUGCGUUGGGCCGCUCAGGUUCUGACUGGAUUUGGCUAUCGGAAUGUCACCUUUGAAACUGAUUCUCAGGUUCUCUCGAAGAUGUUGAGUGGAGAGGAAGCAACCUGGCCGAGAGUGAGACCGUUCAUUCAAGAGAUAGGUGCAUCCGUUUCAGGAAUGAAUGAGGCGGAGGUGGUUUACUACCCAAGAAGUGGUAACAAAGUUGCAGAUAGAAUAGCGAAGGAGACUGCUACGUUUACGUCCUUUGUCCCUAAGCUGUAUUCUAUUGUGCCUAGUUGGUUGUUUUGCUUGUAUGGAGGUUGA
This is a messenger RNA of Brassica napus (rape), 378 nucleotides long. RefSeq lists its product as uncharacterized. Gene Ontology annotation, molecular function: RNA-DNA hybrid ribonuclease activity; nucleic acid binding. Bases 1 to 378 code for a protein of 125 amino acids. Lineage: Eukaryota; Viridiplantae; Streptophyta; Magnoliopsida; Brassicales; Brassicaceae. The transcript has a single exon. The record is from RefSeq and is a predicted model, not a curated record.